AUGCCUUUCCCCAAAAUCUUGAAGAAAAUGAGCAGUAAAAAAAGUCUAAGAGGCUCAAGUGAGGGCUCUACAGAAGAUCUUCCUCCACUUCCAACAAGCAAGUACAACGACUCCGAAGAAUAUGCUUACUACAGCUUCCCUCCUCAAAGUGCACGCACUUCGCCAUCGGACUCUCCAAGAAUGCGGGUGGCUGAACUUGUCACUGAUCGUUCUGGUUCCGAAUAUGGAUAUUAUUCUCAAGAUCGCCGACCAUCCCUGCCUACUCAUGGCGAACGAUAUGCACCCCCUUCAACUUCGAGAAAUGCGUCCUAUUCAGGCAGCAUAGACCAUACACGGGCAAGAACGACUUCGCAAUCUGGUCCGGCCAGGCAACCUGGAUACUACGCUCAGUAUGCCUCCCCGCCUGCCACUGCCGACCCUUAUAAUAUGUCUCGAACAUCAUCUCGCACGAGCCCACAAACUAGUCCUACACCUUCUCGAACACCGUCCAGUAAUUCAGGUGUUCCUAUGACUCGCCAACCAGGGGCUUUCGACACCUUCUCGCCAAUUUCUCCAGGAAACGCCAGCAGCUCGCCUGUUUCUCCUGUCAGUAGCCAGUCGGAUCCGAACAUCUACCGUCAGCGUGGCCCUUUCAUAUCUUCGCCAUCUCACUUGCAGCGACUGCAUGUCGAGCCCGUUGAUGACUACCAUGGCUCCUCCCGUCAGCCAUCGCCAGCCUUGCAACCCUCGAGAGGUCCUUCCCCUCCACGAGGUCCAAUACAGCCACAGCAAACUGGGGUCUAUGGGCAGUUGAGCAACGCACCGCCAUCAAACCAGAACGGCAAUGGGAAUGUUUCACGACCACCGCCCCAGGACGAGCUCUCAAGAGAGCUCGCAGAUUCGUGGCAAAUUGCUACGACAGCUCCUAAACAAUCGAAUGCCGACAAAGUGCUCCAAACAAUUGAAACCGGAAUUUCAACUAGUCAAGCAAAACAAUCACAGGCAGAGCUUGUCGUUGUCGGAAUAAAAACUGGUUUGGACAUGGUCGGAGGCAUGGAUGCGAUUGAACAAGGCCUCAACACGUUUAUGGAGGGGAUGCCCGUGUUAAUGAAUGCAUUGGAUGAAAUCGCCAAGCUUCAUCCCUUCGUCGGAGUCGCUGUAAUGGCUUUCAAGGCAGUAUGGGCUCUCGAAAUGAAGCGGCGCGAAAACGAUAGAAAGAUCCUAGCGCUCCACAUGGAAAUGAAAGACAUGAUGUCCGUGCUCACACAAUUGCGGAACGUCAAGGACUCGGAAGAGAUAGCACCCGAUGGCACGACCAUCAAGGGUCGUAUGCAGGAACUCAUGAAAGGCACCGCAGACGACAUCAAGAGCUGCGCUAAUGCUUGCGACACAUACACCAAGAAGAAGCUUGUUGUCAAGAUCUUGAAGGGUGGGGUUUGGGAACAGAAAUUAGUUACUUUCGCGGGAAAGUUCACAAAGCGACGGGGAGAGUUCGAGUUUGCAUUAAGCAUUCAUACUGCUCUCGGCGUUGAUGCCGCGAACGAGAGGUUGUCCGCUGUCGACAAAAAGAUGGACAUGAUGCUGCAGAUGUUUCAACAGAUGAUAGCACCAGAACAGAAGGAGAUGCUACGCAUGGUGGAGCAAAAGGGAGGAGUCCAGGCUUGUCAAGAUAACGACAAGAUUCUCAAAGAGUUGUGCGACCUUGAAGCCAAAUCUUCUUCUGCCAUCAAUGGAGCUACAACAACUUCUAAAGCUGGUUCGAAAACCGGUAACGCUGUGGAGGAGCUGAAGGACGACCUGAUGGUUGAUCCUGACGCGGCGAUGGAGAAAAACUCGACCGUUUUUUCGAGAAAGUUCGAGGUCCAAAAGCGUCAAAUUGUGGAUGAGUUGACCAAAGUCGUGGAGAGGGAGGGCGAUCGAGUUAUCAGUGCCAUCACUGCAGGACCACACGACAAACUUAUCGAUCCUGAUUUACACAAAAUUUGGAAGGAGAUGGGUUGGCGUGGCUCAAUCAAAUCGCGUCACUUUGUCAUGGCUCUGCGCGACUAUUACCAAGAAAACAGUGACGAGAGCGAGACCAAUGCAAACAAAAAAAGGACAGGUGACGACUGGGCGGUCGCAUAUAUAAAUGUUUCUCGCUUGCAACAAAUCAGUGAAGCUUUCGAUGACGACGCAUCUGGUUUUGUAACAACUGCGGAAGCCAACACAUACACCACAUCGCGGCCCCUUGAUUGGUCAUUGAGCCAUUGGACCGCAUACUGGGCGAUUGGCUUUCACCAAGCUAUGACGAUCUAUGCUGUAAAAAUACGCGAACUGGUAGCAAAAAUGUUUGCUUUGCGAACUCUUGUUCUUCCGGCCAAUCGCGCGUCGAUCAACUCGUACCUGGAAGAAAUAUAUCAAGGCGUCACAACUCUCGAGUCUGGUCUCCAACCUUGCUAUGUCAACGAGGCUUUGCAGGAAAAAUUUGCUCUCUAUGUCGAUGCUGAAGAGGCUCGACUGCGCGGUAACUUGGAAGCCGUUGAUUACGACUUGGAUGCUGCAAAUACCCUCACACUCGUCACCGGCGAUGGCCGUAUCGAGAGAUUCAUCAUGCCCAUGCUCUACCUCCUGUUAAAGCGUGACUUUGAAAUUUUCCGUAUCUGUCAAAAGAAGGUCAUUCACCCCGAUGAACUUUGGGAUUCAGCCGAUACCAUCGGCUGGGUGCUUUCGGCCGCGAGAGAGCGAGUCGAGCUGCUUGACUCUACCUUUCAGAAUCAAAAGGUUGACGCCGCACAACAAUUCAAGACUUACGCACACGGAAUCUUCCAAUACUUGCACGACAGCAGUGGACUUUGGGACGCGAAAGUGGUACUAUCAACAGAAUUCCCCGACUACCCCUACGACGAUGCCCUGGAGAAUCAAGAUGUUGAUCUCGAAAAAAUCCUGAAUUAUCCAAUAGGCUCGGAGAAACUCGACUUUGCGGCCUACAACGAAGUGCCACCCAGUAGCCCCAAAUCCUCCUCCAUCCGCCCAAGCUCGGCAUUGAAGGCAGUAUUGGGCAGUUGGAAUGGUUUCACUUACACACCUGCAUCCAAUAUCGUGCCCUCGUCGGGCAUGAUUUCCAUGCAUUUUAUCGCUGCGAGCAGCCGUCGUUUUACUGCAACCUCUCGAUCUAACACCUCAGAUUUCACCAUCACGGGAGAGUGUGCCCCACAGGGCUCCGAUCUCAUUAAAAUCACAUUCAAGCAAACAUUUCCGACUCGAUUCCCUGCUCAAUAUUAUGCUGGUGUUUGGUCACGUGCGACCCACUCGCUUACGGGAACUUGGGGAGCAGAGGCCGACGCAAAGACUCAUGGCGGUGUUUUUAUCUUCAAACGCGUCGACCCCGAACAUAUGUGCUUCUUCCCGGCCUUGUCUGAGCUCCAAUCAAACAAGUCGCGCGCCUUGUGGAAUUUCGCACUCUCUGCUGUGUUGUAUCAGGUCCGCAAACAGACCCUCUCAUGGACUUUUUACAAAGAGCGGUCUUACGCCCGGAAACGAUUUGUAGACCUCUAUAUUCGUAAUACACGGUUUGGUAAACCGCUUAAUCGACAAGAAGAGAAGGAGCUAGGGUUAAUCAAGAAGAGCUUUACCACGGCAGAUUCGAGAUUUUACCACAGUAUUGCUGAGGCGAAGAUUCGCGUUACAACCGGACAUGACGUCCGUUGUGACUGCUGCACUGGUGUAAUUGGUGGCUCACGCAUAACGUGCUUGACUUGCCGACUGGAAGACACAUUUGACACAGUUGACUUUUGCGACACAUCAGACUGCAUGUCAGCUCAAGUUGUCCCUUCAGGAAUGACGCGCACUCAUCUUCCGACGCACGAUAUCCUCAAGUUGCGUCGGGUCGUCCAUAUUCGGCAGUUUGGCAAGACAUACCGGGAGGCAAAGCAGGCGUUGACGAAAGCUCGACAACUCUUCCCAUCUCCUGACCAGGAUGAAGACGCGGACCUUAGGCAUACGGGUGUGACCUCACCACCUCGAUGCGCUUCUUGCGGUCUGCACGUUGCUCAGCCAUGCUGGUUCUGUGUUCAGUGCGAAGAACCUAGCUUCAUUUGUAUAAGCUGCGAGGCCGACCCCAAGAGGAAACUUUCCUUUGGGUACCAUAAUUCAUACUCCCAUGACCUUGUUCGGUGCCAACCACUCAUCGAGGAGGUCGAAAUCACACUCGAAGACCGACUUGCCGACCUCGAAAAGCGCUUCAUACAACACGAAGCCAAUAUGGAGCUCCGACUCACGAAUCUGGAGGGGAAAAUGGAGAACCGGCUGGUUAACGUCGACCAGCGGCUCGUGCAAGUCGAAAAACUUCUUGAGAGGAUAAUAAUCUCUCCUUCAUUCGCCCUCCUUCCAGCAUUGACUACAUUCAUUCAUUCGGCAUUCGCAUAUACCUCAUUCAAGUUAUUUUCACCUGUGAUUUUGACGGGUGUCUUUACGUCAUCAUCUAAAACCUACUUGCUCCCAACUUCAUUGUCGUUCCUUCGCCUUGACUCUGUAUCUAUAUGGCGAAUUGGUAGGGUCUACUAUCGCUCCUCGGCGCAGACCUUUCAUAGCAUUCACAGGCUAGAUCUAUUAUCGUUUGGCGUUACUAUCGCCGUUUUCGGGGUCAUCAUCUAUAUCGUGCUCUCCAUUGUCCAGGGCGUCUCGCAGGGAGUCGAGAACGCCAAAGAGGGAUUGAAAACGAAAGGAGUGCAUAUAACGGACAAGGGCGUCGCUGUAAAAACCUCCAAGCGAUUCGGUAGAGAAGACUAUGUAGAUGCUACUCAACGAGGGAUUGUCAACAUAGUCAAUGCGUCUUCGUUCCAGAAAGGAGGUGCUGCACGGACACCAGAUUCCGAGUCGAGCAACCAACUCUCGCCCGAUCCGUCCAACGGCGACAAAAAGAAGCGGGGUCUGUUCAAGCGUGCGCUCAGUGGGACGAGUACCAACAGCAAAGACCGAAACUAG
Molecule: messenger RNA, 4941 nt
Organism: Mycena indigotica
Lineage: Eukaryota; Fungi; Basidiomycota; Agaricomycetes; Agaricales; Mycenaceae
Exons: 29
Coding region: 1-4941 (1646 amino acids)
Source: RefSeq, a predicted model, not a curated record